CGGGUGUUCCGUAACACGCUCUAAACAGAGAAGUGGUUGAAUAAGCCAAUCAGAGACUUCGUUUCAAUUUAGGUACCCGGAUGUAACCGUGAGCCAGUUAGCUACGUCAUUGUUCACCGCCGGACACCCACUGGAAAUAAGGAAUGGAUUUACAACAGCUAAUAAUGUAUUCAUGAAAGAUUCCAGCAAUGAACAAUGACCAUAGUUGACAGAUCCUCAGAAAAAUCUGACCACGAGUCAGUUGGGUGUAAAAUAUCCCACUUCACCAGUGGAGACGUGGGGAUGGAUGGCAGCUGUUCCAGCAACUGGGCAGUGGGCCCAAACAUGCCCAGUGACUCUCCAAGACUAAAAGCUUCAGGAGGCUGCAUGGGUCCAACUGCUGGAGCCACCAUUUACAACAGUACAUCCUCUAUGGAACGGUCUAAAGAUCCAGUAGUAAGCAGUGGUGAUGGCAUUGACAUGCCCCAGAAGGUCCUCUUCCCUUCAGAGCGACUCAACCUGAAGUGGUCCCAGGUUCAUCGCAUUGGUGCGGGACUGCAGAACAUGGGCAACACAUGCUUUCUUAACUCAGCCCUACAGUGUCUCACCUAUACCCCUCCAUUUGCCAACUACAUGCUGUCACGGGAGCACUCCAAAAUAUGUCACGAACCAGGGUUCUGUAUGAUGUGCACCAUGCAGAAUCACAUCAUUCAAGUUUUUGCCAACUCUGGGAAUGUCAUUAAGCCCAUCGGUGUACUCAAUGAACUCAAAAGAAUCGCAAAGCAUUUUCGCUAUGGAAGUCAGGAGGAUGCUCAUGAGUUCCUUAGGUACACUGUGGACGCUAUGCAAAAGUCCUGCUUACCUGGAACCAAGUUGGACAGGCAAACACAGGCAACUACCUUCAUUCAUCAAGUGUUUGGCGGGUAUCUAAGGUCCAGAGUUAAAUGUUUAAACUGCAAAGCAGUCUCAGACACAUUUGAUCCAUUUCUGGAUAUUACCCUGGAAAUUAAGACAGCUCCUAGUGUCACCAAAUCUCUGGAACAGUUUGUCAAGCCAGAGCAGCUUGAAGGAGAAAAUGCCUACAAAUGCACAAAGUGCAAGAAAAUGGUCACAGCAUCAAAGAGAUUUACUAUCCACCGAAGCGCCAAUGUGCUUACCUUUUCACUCAAACGCUUUGCAAACUUCAGUGGAGGCAAAAUCACCAAGGAUGUGAAAUAUCCAGAAUAUCUGGACCUGCGACCUUUUAUGUCUCAAACCCAAGGAGAGUCACAGUUCUACGGGCUCUAUGCUGUGCUUGUCCAUUCUGGAUUCAGCUGUCAUGCUGGACACUACUUCUGCUACGUUAAGGCAAGCAAUGGCCAGUGGUAUCAGAUGAACGAUUCCUCUGUGUCUAUCAGUGACAUCAGGUCUGUUCUCAACCAGCAGGCCUAUGUCCUUUUUUACAUCAGGGCUAAUGACGCGAAAAAAACAGCGGACUAUACCCAAACAAGUUAUAACCCUGCCAUCCCUGGUCAGUCGUCCCCUCGACCUGUGGUGAUACCACGCAUUAACAGCACUGUCCACAACAUUGGCUUCAUAGGCCCACAACUGCCCCCCCACAUGACCAAGAACACUUCCCAUAUCAAUGGUAAUGGAUCUGCGAGGAACUUUCCAACCAACUCCAAGCCUAGUACAAGCAGCAGUGUUUUGGGAAAAUCUAGCCAUGGACUGGCUAUGUCUUCCAACACCCACUCUAUUAGUAGGCCCACAAUGAUUCCAGACCAAGACAAACGGCAGAAGCUUUCAUUCUUCAUUGGACAAGGCAAACAGAACCGCCCGUCAUCCACCUCAUCCUCUUACACCUCUUCUAUUGGCAGCAGCUCUUCCUCCAGCUAUUUGUCCUCCUCACAGUCUACCUCAGACGUUCGUUUUGUCCCGCGCCAGCUUAAUCACGUUAACGGCACAUCUUGUAUUAAUGGGGAUCACCAUGCUGGGAAUGGAGGAAAUGGGGCAUCAUUCUUGGUUCCAUACAGCCAGGAGUCUUCAGAGGAAUCAGACCAGGAGAGCAGUGGCACUCUGGAUAACAGCUGUUCAGACAAGUCUCAUCUUAAUGGAAACAACAGAGCAGGAGAUUUUCCCCAAGCCACAAAUGGAGACUCAGAAGUGCAUCAUAAUGGUACUGGUUUAAAUGGUGUCUCUAACACUAGCCAAAAUGGGCACCAUAAUGGACACCACAAAAUAAAUAGACACAACACCCCUGAUAAGAUCUCUUGCAAUAAUUAUGGCAAUUCAUCUGUGACUGCUGUUGCUGUAAAUGGACUAGAAACUUGCCAUAGUCAAACAAGCAUAGAGGCACAGACUUCUGCCUCAUCCAAGGCAAGUUGUUCUCAGAGCAUCCAUCCUGCUGUCACUGAAAACCAGCAUCUGUCCACUCCUGACAAAAGGGCUAAAACUGUGUCUGAACCUUUGCCUCAACAAACAGGAUUCUCAGCUGUUAGCUCUCCACCUUCUGCUACUUCUACAUACAGACAAACCCAUUCUGUCACAUCUAAGCAAUCUGCUUCCUCCUCUGCCUCCCAUGGCAAACCUGUGGCCUUAUCACCCCCACUAGACAGUGCUAAAAGCACCAGUGAAGUGUCAUCAGCCUCAGUGAGAAUUAGUGUAAAUGAAUUGAAGGAUCUAUCACAGAGCAAUGGACCGUCAACAGGAAAUGAAGAACGCUGUGAUGAUAGAGAAUUCCAGUCCAAGCCUAGUUCCAGAGACAAUGAAAGACGAUAUUCACAAAAUAUGGAGAGAGACAGUCUGAACUCUAGCUGGAGUAGAAGCAGGGAGAGACCCUACAGGGACAGGAGUCGUGAUGGUGAUCGAAAUCGAUACAAAUGGGACAACCGAUAUCAUCGCACAUCAAGCCCCAACAAGGAUCAUUCGCUUCCAUACAGUAAUGACAGGGACUAUGAGGCAGAGCGCCAUAGGGGAAGAACUAUGCAUAUAAUGCGAGAUCGUGACAGGUCUUCUAACCACUACUACCCCCACCAUCGAUCCAGAGAGGACUCAGCCCAUGGGCGUAGGGGACUUUCUUAUUCCUACCGUGAUGGGUCUCAUUUCCCUAGGAAGGCAAGGCAGAACAGUCGUGAAUCAUGGGACGUAUCCAUGAAAGACAAGAGCCAAGGCAAUGGGAGGGACCAUUGCCCUUCAAAAGGGGAAUCUUCCUUGCUUGCCAAAGAACCACAAAUAUUUUUAAAAUCCAGGGGUUCUCCCUCUCGGGCUCCAUUCUACACAUCUGGAUCCGCUCCUAACAGAGAUGAAAAUCACAAAAGGGCAUCUGAUAAUCGCAGCAAGGAAAGGGACAACAGUUCUGAGGUCUGCUGUGCUAAGAAACGCAAAAAGAGCAAGAAAAAGAAGAAGACAAAGGACAAAGACAGACAUCGUGACAGCGGUAACACGGACAAUUCAGACAGAGCCACUGAAACAAAAAAGAGGAAGAAAAAGAAGAGGAGACGUCGUGACAGUAAGGCUGAGCAGCACAGCCCAACAUUAGCUCGGAGCCACAGGAAUAGAAGCAGUGAAGCGAAGGAGAGUCACAAGUGGCGAUAUUGUGACAUUAAGGACAAUAAACACAACAAUGGUUUUUCACCCCAAAAUCAAAGGUGCACAAACAACACCGAUGGCAGGAGUGACCUUGUACCCACCUCCCACCACAUCUCACCCACAAACGGUUCACCUCACCACCAUCUUAAUGGAUAUGCAGGAAAGGCUUGCAGUGGAACCAAUGGUGACUCCCAUGGAUUCUCCAGUGGUUUGAAACACUGACUGUGAGUGGGCAUUCUUUGUCGUGGUAUAGAAUUUAGUUCAGUCAGUCCUAAUAAGCAGUAGGAAGUCUUUGUUGUCAACAACAUUUUAACAGCAGUGGAAUGAUGACAACCUUUUGACGUGGUGCUUCAUUAGGAAUACGUAUUUUUACCACAACUCAAGUGUUUAAAAUGUUCAGAAAUAUUUUCUUUAAGUGUUGGUUUAUUUCCUGUAAUUCCCUUACAAUGGUUAAAGAAAACUAUCAUGUUUUAACAUUUAUGAUGGAAAAAUAUUAAUAUAUACUUUUAUGAACACAAAGCCUGGAGCUUAAGCAUCUCAACUGCUGCUCAGUGGAACUCAGGACUUGAAAACUUAUUAACAUUCAUCACUACUUUGCACCUGCUUCAAGAGAGAGUGAAACAAAAGGGAAAAUGUGACGCGAGAAUAACUGUAAGGCUUGCAACCAUAUCUACAGAACUUCAGUGUUUGGGUUUUUUGGUCAUCCUGGGCAGACACAUGGAGUAAGGCAUUUGUGAAUAAGGCAAAUGAGUGCAGUGGUGGCAACAGGCUUUGCUGACUGAUACCUCCACUUUAUCCCUGGACAGACUUGAGGAUAUUUCCCAGCUUUUUGUGGUCCUUUUUUUCCUGUAACAUCAAAGAUUCACAUACAGGUACAGAUGUUUUUAUCUGGAUUGUGCUUCUCUUUUUUUUUUUGUUUUUCUCACAAUUUUUUUCUUUUAAAAAGUUCAUUAAGACCAUCAUCAAAAUGGCUGCGGACCAUUUGUGUUUGCUUUUUUGAUAUUAAACAUUUUGUCUUCUAGCAUCAUAACCAAUACUGUGAAUUUAAUUUUAAACUGUACUAUCAGUUUUUUAUAUAUGUAACCAUCCUGUAUCAGGAUUCUCUGAAUUUUUGUUGCGUGUUGUUUUCAGAAAAAACAUAAUUUUGACUAUAUACUCUGGACAAAGUGUGUUAAUGAAUACGGUCUCUCUUUUUUGUUUGUUUUUUGUUUUCCAAAUUUGACAGAAGUUGAAAAACGGCUGUUAUACAGUUUUGUUAAUUUAGCAUGUCAGAAUUUUUACAUUGUAUAAGGUGAAAGCCUUUAAAUACAUUUGGUCAUGUUUAAUUUGUUAA
This is a messenger RNA of Betta splendens (Siamese fighting fish), 4879 nucleotides long. RefSeq names its product ubiquitin specific peptidase 42 (gene usp42). The transcript has 17 exons. Gene Ontology annotation, molecular function: cysteine-type deubiquitinase activity; cysteine-type endopeptidase activity. Bases 196 to 3768 code for a protein of 1190 amino acids. Gene Ontology annotation, cellular component: nucleus; cytosol. Gene Ontology annotation, biological process: protein deubiquitination; regulation of apoptotic process. The record is from RefSeq and is a predicted model, not a curated record. Lineage: Eukaryota; Metazoa; Chordata; Actinopteri; Anabantiformes; Osphronemidae.